Messenger RNA from Thlaspi arvense, 1764 nucleotides. The record is from the annotation of a GenBank genome assembly. NCBI's taxonomy places the organism in Eukaryota, Viridiplantae, Streptophyta, Magnoliopsida, Brassicales, Brassicaceae.
AUGACAGAAUCUGGGAAUCUCAUGCUGAAAGCCAGAGAAAUCGUUGCGACUCAAAGCUACGAAGAACUAGCGAGUCUUGUCGAUAAACUCUUCAUCAAUCCAAAAGAAACCGACGAGUAUAAAGCAGCGAGGGCUCUGUACAAUUUCUGCGUCAAUACUUUCCAGAACGCCUUCACGCGGAUGCUUCUCAUGGUGUAUCGAGAUUCUUCCGACGACGUUUUCAGAUUACGAUCGAUCUUUCUCCUCUCCGAAACUCUUUCCGAGUUAAGAGAACAAGGCACCGAGCUCUCUUCCGUCGCUCUCCAAGAAAUCAAGCCCAUUGUGGUUUCUUGCCUUACAAUGCAAAAACACGAAAGAUCUCACGAGGCCCAGAUCGUCGCAAUGAUCGUCUCUUUCGUAGCUUACAACGUCAUGACGUCAAACAAUGGAAGAUGGGACGAGCUCAGCGAGUGUAUCCUCUCGCUCGCGGAUACAGAACCUCUCAAGGCUUUCCGUGUCUUUCUUGGUUUGCCACCGAUCAAGAACCGGGAAUUUCUGGACCGGUUUAACCAGAGGGUUCUAGUGGAAGCAGAGAAGGUGUUGCUGCUUCUUGAUCCUGAGGAAGAAGGUUGGCGUUUAGGUUUAGAGACUAUAGUUAAAAUAGGGAUUCAGGUAUUGAAUUCCGAAAACAUAUACGACUCGAUACAGAGUGUUUUUACAGUUCUUGUGGAUUCAGUGACUGAGUUAGAGAAGAAGGGGAUGAAACAGAUUCUGCAAAAUCGGUUCGAAGGACUGAAGAAGUUCUUGUCACGAGACAACAACCUGUGUAGUUACAAUGAAGAUCAACGCCGUUAUGUGUCAGAGUUAGCUGCAGAGUUGAGAAAACGCAGCUUCAAGUUCUGCGAUUGUUUCGUUCAAACGCAAGAGAUUCCAUCUAAUCGUGUUGUAAGAUUCGGAUGUGAAGGGUACGAAUAUUUGAAGACCUUGUCGUCAGUACAGAUCUUGGAAAUGGUUUUGUCAAGUAGGCUUCAGGUUUUGGAAGAAGACUUGGCGGUCAGACAAGUAAACUUGUUACUCUCUGAUCACACUAAAGAGAAGGCAAAAAUCGACGUUGAAGUGAUCAGAGAACUCCAGCCAUUGCUCAUCUCGUGCCUUGAGAAGCAAGAAAUCCCUGUGAACACGUUCAAGAUCCUCGGCCAAGUUGUGCAGCAUGUUGCAAACGAGAUCUUCAACGUCCAGGAGGACACGUGGGUCGGUCUACGCGACUACAUCACAUCACACUGCCGAGAAACAGAGUUCAUUAGAGGAUGUUACAUCUUCAGGUGCUUAACAAUGCCUCUCGAUGAAGAAGAGUUUGUGAUUCCUGUAAUGGAGAUACUUCUCCCUGAGAUAAGAAGAAUGUUAAACCCGCCAAGAAAGCGGUUGGUGGAUAACUUUUGCUGGGUCUUGGCGUUUACAGGUGCCUUCUGUGCGAUCGUUCACAUGGUGGAGAUUGAAAGCCACGAUGAAUCUGUGCAAGAGAUUGAAGAGAAGAUGGUAGAAUCAGUGAGCCAUCUUGUGGAAAGAAGAAUGGAAAUAGGGCUUGUGAUGAGAGCAUUCAAAGAUGUGGAAAUAGUUAUCAAGGAAGAAUUGAAAUGGUACACUACAAACGAAUUCACUUUCGUUAAGCGUCUGCUUGAGAAGCUCCUCGCGAUCGAAGGAAUGACACUGAGAAGUAGGCAGUUGUUGGAGGGAAUCAACGAGAUGGUAGAGACGAAAAUGGCUAGAGCUCCCUUGUUUGGCUGA